UCCCCUUUCAUUUCUCUCAAGUAGCUAUCAGAGUUGCGCUUCUUCAUCAAUCCUGUCCUCAUCUGCAGCUCUUCUUCUUCUUCUUCUUCUCUGCGACCGAAGCUAAAGGUACCCAAUUAAUUCUUUGUCAUUGAUUCCUCCGCUUGAGGCCGUCCAUGCGUAUCAGAAACAGAAGAUAAAACUACGAACUAACAGUUUCUGAGACUUCCAUCCAUCAGAUGGAAUUCAAGCUUGGGAGAUCGGAUAAGCUUCGCAUGAGUGAACAGGAACAAGAGCAGCUCGAGGUCCCCGAACACCCUCUUUUUGUGACUUCCUGCCCUUCUCCGUCGUCAUCGUCGACUGGCUUUUGGUGGCAUGAUGUUUCAUCGGGUGGCGGCAGCGGCGCCGUUGGAUCUUUCGUGGAGAAGGAGCACAUGUUCGACAAGGUCGUGACGCCGAGCGACGUCGGCAAGCUGAACCGGCUGGUAAUCCCCAAGCAGCACGCGGAGAGGUACUUCCCGCUGGACACGUUGGCCGACGAGAGGGGGCGGCUGCUGUGCUUCGAGGACAGGACGGGGAAGCCGUGGCACUUCCGCUACUCCUACUGGAACAGCAGCCAGAGCUACGUCAUUACUAGGGGAUGGAGCCGCUUCGUCAAGGAGAAGGGCCUCGACGCCGGGGACACCGUCUCCUUCUGCCGCGGCGUCGGCGAGGCCGGGCGCCACCGCCUUUACAUCGACAGUCAGCGGCGACCUCCAAGUCGAGACCCACCCUUGAUUCCACUUCCUGAGCUAUCAUAUACGCGGCUCUUCGCCUUACCGGUCGCGAGCUUGGGUACUAGCGGCGGCCAGCUUAUGUCCUACGGAUGGCCAGCCGCGAGUCCACCUCAGAUGGAAGUGCGGCAAGUAGGCAGCGGCCGGGUGCCGAUGCUUCUCAGGUCAGUGCCCCUCGUGCGCCACCAGGCUGCCGUCAAGCGUGUUAGGCUCUUCGGAGUGAACCUGAAUUGUCCUGAAUCCAGAGACGAAGCCAGUCAUCACCACAGCGAUACUCUCUCUGUGUCUCUGCCGCAGUUGGAUCCCAGGACUGCGUUUCCGCUCCUCAAACCGCCGCAUGCGAGCGGUGACACACCGCCAGACUCAUCGUCGUCUUCGAUCUGCAAGGGGAAGAAUACACCACUAAACUUAUAUCUAUGAAGAAGGAUACGAUCGCAGAGGAAGAGAGGACAUCUUGACCAUCAUCCUUCUCAGCAAUUGGGACGCACACUGAACUGGAUAUGCUCAUAUUUUCCAGGCCAAGUUUGAUUUCCAGCUUCAUCUUCUAUCAGCAGUUGAGAUGCCCUAAAAUGGAGAGCAUGCAGUCAUCGAUUCAUCCAGGUCAGAUCUAAAGCCGGCUUUAUCCAUUCCUAUUUCUUGUUUGCCUGCCAUCUGUGAAUUUUCUGCAUCUUUCAAGGAAAGCCAAAUCUAAAGUGCACUGCAUGAGGUGGUGGGGGAUGAGAAGACAAGUACUGUAUGUUUAUGUAGUUCAUUAAGAUCAUCAGAUGCAAGACAUGCUUUGCUUCUGCUGCAACACCAAUUCGUUUCAAUUAUACAUAGCAAGAUGUAGAAGCUGGUAGCAUGCACUUUGUGGGAUCUUCAUAAUCAUGUCAUCUGAAGGAUAUAUUGCUCAAUUAAAGGUUCACUAACCAAACAUAAAAUCAACAAAUUAGAGGAAGACAAGACAAUAAUCCUGAAAAAAAAAGAAAGCAGUCUUUGCAUCGAACUUUCUCCUAAGCAUUAGAUGUAUUCAUACUUCUGCUCUUUGUGAUCAUGCCACUGCUUGGUUUUGUCUCUAUCACUUAGUUCUGGAAGAAAUUGUUCUGACAUUUUUUUUCAGUUCAUAAAUUUGCCUAUAAUCAAGAACACAAUAAAUUGCAGAAAGUUUAUGUAGUUUCUAAAUUCCUGUUGCAUAUGUACCUUGUGAAUCCUCACUUCCACCAAAAAACCUGUGCCACCAGAAGCUAAAUUAAGUCAACUCUUGAGCAGAUACAUGUGCAUUAGAAGUACUGAUACUGCCAUUAAAGCAUGGUUACUUCUCUUUGGUUCCUGCUCAUUGCUUCACUUUACUUCUUGAAACAAACAAAUUGUGCUUUGGAGUUCAACCAGUCUUUUUUCUCUUUCUUUUUUCCUCUUUAGAACUCUUUCAGUUUCUUUUCAGAUUCAAUCAAUUGUGCCUCAUAAUAGUAUAGUUCAACCAGUCAAUCCUUGCAUUGAUUAACCUCAUCCAUUUGUUUAUUGAAGUAACAUAUAUCCCUUGAUGAUGUAGAGAAACUAUGUUUGAUUUCUUUGGAUUUGUUCAUAUCCAUUGUGUGGUAAUAAGCUGAUUGUAUUGAACAAGAAGUUGCAAUCUUUUCUUGUUGUUUCACUUGGAAAGAGUGAAUUCAUGUGGUGCUUAUUUCAAGGCUGCUUAAAAUAAGAUUAUGUCCAUGUGGGCUGCUAACAUGAGAUUAUGUCCAAAGAAAUAGAUUAAUUUGGUCUUAUAGGGCUGACAGAGAAGUUACAUGUACUAAAUUUACUAAACUAUUCAGAUACUAUUUCCUCCAACAAUGUCAAUAUUCCAUCUGAUCUUAGAGACUGGGAAAGCUUGAGCAUUGCACUCAAAAUGAAGUUUGAAUUCUACUGAGCUAGAUGCUCUUACUUAUUUAGAAGCAUCUUUGUAAAUGUGCAUGUAUACAUUCAAAUCAUGUUGUACAUUUGAUUAUUAAUAGCAUAAAACAAUCUACAUGGGGAGUUCUGGACUCCAAGUGAACUGAUAUUAGAGACUAAGAUCUUUCUUUGAGCCAAAAUAUCAAUAUGUGGGCAUGAAUUGAGCACAAAUAUGUUAAUGUAUUAUGUGUCUUGAUGAUGAUAUAGACCUCAUGAAAGAUUGUUUUUGGCAUGAUUGGUUGCUUUUGAGGUAACAAAUGCAUAUGUGGAAAUAAUUAAGUUCAACAACUUAUGCAUUAGUCUAACAAAUGAAUCUUUUUGACGAUACUUUAUCAUUGUUAUGGCUUCUUUUAUUGUUUAUGAUUCUGCAUUUAACUUUCUGUUCUGGGUAAACUUCAUCGACCGGUGCAUAGGAUCACACUGUUCGUCAAAAGCUCAAGAGAUCAUAGUAAGUUCUCUUCUGCAUGCUCAAAGAUGUAUAUUUGAUCAUGAUCAUAUAAUGAACUCGACAGUAUUUGUGAAAGAAAGAGGGAAACGAAAGGCCAAUAUUAAGUGAAGAUGAUAGAAACUUGCAUCUUUAGGAAGCUUUAUGUGGUAUAGAUAAUGUGAUCCCUUGGAAAUUACAAUCUGAACUGAUGUUCUUUUUCUUUUCCUUUACAUUUCAGAAUGCUGUCUUAUUAGAACAACAUACCUUGUAUUGCUUUAGAAUCAUAUAAUUUCGUCCCUGAGAUCAAGUUUCUUCCUACAUGUGCACUGGAUAUGUGCACAGCUGGCCUUGGAUCAGAAUGGAAGUAGCUUCCAAUGAGAGAAAAGAUCAGUCUGUCCCCAUCUUCCAUCAUGGACCAAAUGAUAAAGCUUGGUGGAAGGUUACUGUACAUGAGGUCUUCGGCCUCUAUUUUCUCUAGUUCUUCCUUUAGCUGAUCAAUUCCACCACCACCUCCUCCUUCUCCACCAGGUCCACCACCAUCCCCAUCCUAUAGAGAUGACCUUUCUUUCUCUGCAAUGGUGGGGACUUUUGGACUAAGAAUCUCCAAACUUAGCAUGUGAUGAGGCUACUUUCUGAGCUUUCUCCCACUCAUCUCAUGCAGAUACUUUUUCUGUACAUGCUCAUAUAUCAAUUUUGCUCUGUGUGUGUGUGUGUGUGUGUGAGAGAGAGAGAGAGAGAGAGAGAGAGAUGUGGGUUUUAUGUUUUUAUCUCUAAGACAUAAAGACGGUAAAGAGAAGGAUGCAAAGAGGGCAUGCAAAGGUUGGGAGUCGUGUGCUGGUCCACAGAAGGACUCGAGGCUUGCAAGGGACCGCGUUGUACGUAAUUGCCUUUCUUUAGCAUGCAGUGGAAGCACACUUCUCCAUGGCGUGCUUUAUUCCACUGCCUCAGCUGGACAAAGCUUUCAAUAAUGCAUCUUUCUCAGUUUCUAGUACGGCUGUGGAAACUUGCGAAUGAAAACUAAGAAGAAGAAGAAGAAGAAGAAGAUACUUGGUGAUAUGGACGAGGCCAAAAGCAGUGACAUGUACACAGUGAUACAGCAAGAUUGAGAGGGAACUUCCAGUGCUGUUUGAGUUGAGUGCAUGAGCAAAAACAGAACGAGCCUUGAUCUGAAGCCUAGUUCAUGAGAUUGUAGAUGAACAGUUGGUCAUCUUUUCAAGCUGCUUGUUUCUAUUUUUGUCCACAUACGAAGAAAGAAAGAUAGAAAGUUCCAUCGACACAGAUUCAGACACUUCUCCAAGUGCCUUCGGCAAUGAGUGUCGAUGUCUAUAUAUUCUUGUGAUGCAGUCGAAAAGGAAAAGAAGCAUCGAAGGACUUUGUGAAUGCUGCCUACACAACACACAUGGCUUUGGGAACUCUCAACACUCCAUAUUUCUGCCAAACAAGUCUGACGUAUUUGGCUCUGUUAUCCCAGCUUGGUUGAAGGGAUUUCUUCUUCUUCCUCCUUCCCUUAUCAUUCUAGCAACUCUAUGGUUGAAAUUAACACA
Messenger RNA from Musa acuminata AAA Group (dessert banana), 4631 nucleotides. Its product is annotated as B3 domain-containing protein Os02g0683500-like. Gene Ontology annotation, molecular function: DNA binding; DNA-binding transcription factor activity. Bases 219 to 1172 code for a protein of 317 amino acids. The record is from RefSeq and is a predicted model, not a curated record. Lineage: Eukaryota; Viridiplantae; Streptophyta; Magnoliopsida; Zingiberales; Musaceae. The transcript is spliced from 2 exons.